AUGGCCAGACCGUUGGCUCGACCCGCUUUGGGGCGAAGUGUAUUUUCAUUCGGAGUCUCCUAUGGUGUUGUGAAGGGGAUUAGUAAAAUAUUGCAAAGGAGGUUGCCCAGGGACUGGAUCCGUUCGUCUGGCGUGGCUGAGGGUGGAUCUGAGGUAGGCGACAUUUCUAUGGAUGACAUGGAGUUUUUGCAGCUGCAGUUGGCGCAAUUUUUGAGGGAGACGUUCCCCGUCGACGAGAAACUAGGGACCCAGUCUCGGUGGACUCAUUGGUUCAGUCGAGGCAAAGCAUAUGUACAGGAUGUCUCUAUACUGAUAUGGCUGCUGCUGUUGGUACUUCUUGUGUUUUUACCACCGUUUUGGAGUCUGGUGUCGCGCAAGCACAAAGGGCAUUGUGAACUGGUGGAGGAUAAUCAUAUCAAGGAAUCUGUGCCAGAGAUAGUGGAACCUGUUCCAGGUCGCAGAAGUUCCGCAAGCAUUGUCGAGACAGUCUCUGAUACCCCGGUGGACAACCCAAGAGACGAUGAAACCCACGAUUACGGUACGGAUUUCGAACCCAGUGAAGAAAGCGUGGAAGAGCAAGAGCAAGGGCAAGAGCAAGAAACCACAGAAGAAGAACAUGGAGAGGUUGUGAAUGAGACCCCAGAUGUAACCAUUGAGAACAUCUUGGACGAGCAGUCACCAAAAUCAACCGCUACAAAUUCAACGGAAUCACCGACAAGAAGUCUGCAGGCUCCGACCCUGGAGAAAUCAGAGUCCUUUUCCUCCAGCUUCGUGCAGUUCUCCCCUACGAGGGCUACGAAUCUUAGCACCCAAGUAGACAAAAAGAACGCAUAUUCCCAACCCUUUAAAUACUAA
This is a messenger RNA of Huiozyma naganishii CBS 8797, 855 nucleotides long. It is a transcript of the gene NVJ1, whose product is annotated as Nvj1p. NCBI's taxonomy places the organism in Eukaryota, Fungi, Ascomycota, Saccharomycetes, Saccharomycetales, Saccharomycetaceae. The record is from RefSeq and is a predicted model, not a curated record. The transcript has a single exon. The coding region runs from base 1 to 855 and encodes 284 amino acids.